AUGACGGUAAACCACAAUGUCCCGGCGCAGGUCGACGGCAUGAAGCAUCCAUAUCUCGUCUUCGCCGCGAGGCCCGAGCAUGGACAUACUUACCCCAUCCUCCAAAUCGCCAGGGACAUGAUCCGGAGGGGCUUCGAGGCAACCAUUCUCACCGGCGAGCAGUACGGGGAAGACAUCAUCAAGAUGGGCGCGAGGCCUGUAACGCUACCGCAUUACGAUCCAACCCCAGAGGCUUUGGGGGAGCUUGCAAAGGUGACCAGCAAAUUACAAACGCUGGCGUGGGGCUUGAGACACAUCGUCGCCCCCCAGAUGCCCAUAUGGUACGGCACCCUUAAAGAGACUCUGGAAACGUUGCGUUUGGAAAGGCCAGGCCAGCAAUUUAUUAUCAUGAGCGACCUUGCCUUUACGGGCCAGCAGCCAUUGGUCAGGGGCGCACCACUUCCCAAGGGCUUCAGCGUGCGACCGCCCGUAAUCCACAUCAACGUCGUCCCGCUUGCCAUGCCCAGCAUCGACACGGGCCCAUUUGGUCUUGGCCUACCCCCGGAUUCGUCCGAGUCCGGCCGUGCUCGGAACAAGCUGCUAAACGCGAUUUACUAUGGGCCCGACGGCCCAUAUGGCCCUUUCGGUGCCGAGCACAUUCGACUAUUAAAGAGCCUUGGUGCAACUGACAUUCCGUCGACAGUCGAGGCCUGGGGGUACACCACAUCGUUUCCCGACAUUACGCUGCAGGUUUGCUCGCCAAGUCUUGAAUUCCCUCGGUCUGACCUCCCGGACAACGUCCACUUCGUCGGCUGUUUGCCGCGCAAGCCAAUAGGUCCAGACUACGAAUAUCCACAGUGGCUCAAGGACAUAGUCUCCCCAACAGAUGGCAGCACGCGGAAAAAAAGGAUCAUAGGUGUGGCGCAGGGCACUAUAGCCGUGGAUUAUACAGACCUCAUCAUUCCCACGAUCCAAGGUCUCGCCAACGACGACGACGUUGUCGUCAUUGCUCUCCUGGGCAAAAAGGGCGCCACGCUCCCCGAGAGGGUGACAGUGCCUGCAAAUGCCAGAGUGGUCGAUUAUAUGCCCUAUGAGGUGGUGCUCAACCACGCAGACGUAUGGGUGGCCAAUGCUGGAUACGGCGGUUUCACGCAGGGAGUGAUGCACGGGGUUCCCAUGGUGCUUGCCGGAGACACCCAGGACAAGCCUGACAUAGCUAUGGUAGGGGAAUGGUCCGGGGUGGCAUGCAACCUUAGGACUGGGACACCGACCCCCGAGCAGGUGGCAAAGGGUGUCAGGGAGAUAUUAUCCAACGACAGCUACAAGGCGCGCGUAGUGGAGGUACAGAAGGAGAAUGAGGCCAUGAACUGUCUUGACGCCGUGGAGAAGCACAUUUGGGACAUUUUUGCCAAAAUGGGUGACAUUUAG
Messenger RNA from Pyricularia oryzae 70-15, 1407 nucleotides. Its product is annotated as glycosyltransferase. Gene Ontology annotation, molecular function: glycosyltransferase activity. Bases 1 to 1407 code for a protein of 468 amino acids. The transcript has a single exon. Lineage: Eukaryota; Fungi; Ascomycota; Sordariomycetes; Magnaporthales; Pyriculariaceae. The record is from RefSeq and is a predicted model, not a curated record.